This is a messenger RNA of Diachasma alloeum, 837 nucleotides long. RefSeq names its product achaete-scute complex protein T3-like. NCBI's taxonomy places the organism in Eukaryota, Metazoa, Arthropoda, Insecta, Hymenoptera, Braconidae. The coding region runs from base 1 to 837 and encodes 278 amino acids. Gene Ontology annotation, biological process: sensory organ development; neuron differentiation; positive regulation of transcription by RNA polymerase II. The transcript has a single exon. The record is from RefSeq and is a predicted model, not a curated record. Gene Ontology annotation, molecular function: protein dimerization activity; RNA polymerase II transcription regulatory region sequence-specific DNA binding; DNA-binding transcription factor activity, RNA polymerase II-specific. Gene Ontology annotation, cellular component: RNA polymerase II transcription regulator complex.
AUGACCUUAGUGGGAACAAACGACGAGAACACAUUACCAAUGAUGUUGGGCGUGCAGCAGCAUCACCACCACAGUGGUUUACACACGAACAAUAUCAACAACAAUGGAAACAUGAAUGUCCAGCGGGGCAAUGUGAUUGUCUCGACUGGUGGUGUUACGAGUAACGAUCUCAAGAUGCAGAAUUGCAAGAGGAGCAAAAUAUACCAGACAACACCCUACGGAACAGUGCCACAUCAGCCGGCCUCAGUGGCGCGGAGAAAUGCACGUGAGAGAAAUCGUGUUAAACAAGUAAACAAUGGAUUUGCAACACUUCGUCAGCACAUACCCCAGAGUGUGGCGCAAGCACUGGGCGGUAAUACAGCGGGUACACACGGUGGAUCGAGAGCUGGUUCGAAAAAAUUAUCCAAGGUUGAGACGCUGAAGAUGGCUGUUGAGUACAUCAGGAGUCUUCAGCGCUUGUUGGACGACGACAGCUCCGAGACAAGCAGUGCACCGUCAACAUCGCCAUCGCCAGUAUCAUCCACCUGUGGCUCGACAUCGAGAAUUGAUAUGCACACGAACGACUUGCAUUCACCACAUGUUACGGAUAUACAUCGACAGCAUCUUAGGCAGAAUCCGAGCCCGUCGUCCUUCGUACCACCGCCGUGCUCCGAGGCAUCCAGUUCACCGACCCCGAGCUUCAUCUCCGAAACAUCCUCCGGUGGUAGUCAGGGAUAUGGCAGUGCAUCAACAGCGUUAUAUCCACCGCACAACGAUAGCUACGAUAAUUAUGGUCCAAUGAGUCCUGAGGACGAGGAGUUACUUGAUGUCAUCACCUGGUGGCAGCAGAGCCAAUGA